AUGCCCAGACCUGCUUUCGAGUCGGUUGAACGCAGCACGAAUUCAUUGCCGCCUCCGCCUGGGGACAAUGAUGCUACAUCCGUUCCAUGGGUGUAUCGUGAGCUUGAUCCACAUGACGGCAAUUGCUAUAGGAGCGUAGCCGAGAGUGGUACUGCUGGUGCAGCUCAUGUUCCAUCGAGUUCUUCAUCGGAUCCGGUUCAAGUAGAACGAUGCACAACGGACAGUGGCUCACUGCCUAAUGUGACGGCGCUCGAUGACACUAUUGCAAACAGCCUCUCGUUGGAAUUCCGCAAACUGCUUUCCACGAAUCGCUUGAACCACCUCAGAUCCCUGAGACAGGCAAGGUCUGGUACAGUCAUCUCACAUGAUAAUGUUGCCCAGACGGCUGCGCAGGUUCCAGAGAGCGAUGGCAACGGUCCUCCACCUUAUUUUGGCUUACGCAAUAUCCCGCUUAUUCCAAUGCAGCCUCGCUUCGGAAGUUCUCUCAGAUUCGAGAAAUUGUUGGAAUCGAUGUCGAACAUACCCUUGCGAUGGGAGAACUCCGGGCUGCUAGAUGAUGCUCUACGAGUAAUACCUUUGGAAAGCAUUUAUCGAGCAGCUGAAGAUGAGUCACAGAUAUUACAGGCAGAGGCUGAAAGCUUAGAUUCGAAUAAGAAGGCGGCCUGGGGCUAUCAAGACUGUGUGGUUCGAGCACUGUGUCGAUGGUUCAAACGCUCAUUUUUUGCCUGGGUCAAUAAUCCUAUCUGUACCAUCUGUAAUAACCCUACAGUGGCAGUCGGUAUGAUCCAACCGACACCAGAAGAGUCGGCUCGAAGUGCAAAUCAAGUCGAGCUUUAUCGAUGUUCAACGGGGAGUUGUGGUAAUCAUGAACGAUUCCAGCGGUAUAGCGAUGCGUUUGUCCUGUUAGAAACACGCCGUGGGAGAGUGGGAGAGUGGGCUAAUUGUUUUGGUAUGCUUUGUCGGGCGGUUGGCAGCCGAGUGCGGUGGGUUUGGAACUCAGAGGAUCAUGUAUGGAUUGAGGUAUAUUCAGUGCACCGAAAGCGAUGGGUUCAUGUGGAUCCAUGCGAAGAGGCUUGGGACCGACCGCGUCUUUAUACUGAAGGUUGGGGAAACUGGCUCUCUUAUUGCAUAGCGUUCUCAGUCGACGGCGUAACAGAUGUGACUGCUCGCUAUGUCCGCGACUCAAAAUAUGUAGGCCCUCGAAAUCGCUGCUCUGAAGCAGAACUUCUAUACAUACUGGAGAAACUGCAAAACUUGCGGCGCCAGAAAAUGAGUAUAUCGGAUAAGUUUCGGUUGAAAGGAGAGGAUACGAGAGAGCUUAUGGAAUUCCAAAGCAGCAUGAUCGAGUCACACGUUACCCACCUCAACAAUUUCCGUUUCGAGCAGCUCAACGACGGCACUUUGGGUAUCUAUGAUGAGGUAGAAAGAUUCAAGGCCGGAAGAUCUCGAGAGGUUAGGGUUAGACAAUCUGGCGACAACAGUGAGUGA
This is a messenger RNA of Dothidotthia symphoricarpi CBS 119687, 1488 nucleotides long. RefSeq lists its product as uncharacterized. The record is from RefSeq and is a predicted model, not a curated record. Gene Ontology annotation, cellular component: nucleus; cytosol. Gene Ontology annotation, molecular function: peptide-N4-(N-acetyl-beta-glucosaminyl)asparagine amidase activity. The coding region runs from base 1 to 1488 and encodes 495 amino acids. The transcript has 2 exons. Gene Ontology annotation, biological process: protein deglycosylation; protein quality control for misfolded or incompletely synthesized proteins; glycoprotein catabolic process. NCBI's taxonomy places the organism in Eukaryota, Fungi, Ascomycota, Dothideomycetes, Pleosporales, Dothidotthiaceae.